AUGACGCGUCAUCCUGUAAGCGAAUCUAACGUUUCGUCUGCCGGUGCGAGCGGCACUAAAGCCCAGCUGGAAAACAUCAAUAUUGAACUGGAGGAUGUGCAUUUGUGGAAGAUCUUUUCGUGUGGACUUUUAAACGAAAUGAUAAUAACUAAGAGCGGUCGGAAGCUGUUUCCGGUGGUGAAGUUAAGGCUAACGGGACUGGAACCUCAUCGGAUGUAUGCGGUCCGAAUGGAUUUUAUCCAGAAAGAGAACUGUCGCUGGAAGUACUGCGACGGUUCGUGGAGCAAAGCCGGAAAAGCGGAGCCGUGUCCGGUUCAGACCAGUUACCUGCACUGCCGUUCACCGAACUACGGAAGCGUGUGGAUGGAUAACGCCAUUCAGUUCGAUAAGCUGAAGGUAUCCAACAAAGAAGGAAAAGAAAUGGUUCGUCUUAAUUCGCUCCAUUACUACGAACCUGUGAUACGCGUCUAUAAGGCCCAUACCGAAGGAAUCCAAGGAACAGAUGUGCUGGUCGCAGAAAAACGACUGCCGGAAUGCUCUUUCAUGGCGGUUACCAGUUAUCAAAAUCAGACCAUUACUAAUCUGAAGAAAGAAAACAAUCCGUUCGCAAAGGGCUUCAACAGAACGCCGAACGACAAGGAUAACAAUACGAAAUUUGAGAUAAAUCCGGAUAACCACUGCUUUACUACAAUUCAGCGUGCAGAAGGCAAAGAUAUUCAAGGUUUAGCAUCAGAUGUGGUCGGCAACGUGGAUGCGACUGGGAAACCAAUCCGCUCCUCUCAUUCAUACCGUUCAUCGCGGACACAUCCUUACGCCAACGUCCGAAAAUACCUAUCUGAAAACGGUUACUCUGGAUCAUAUUCGCACGGCCGCAAUUAUCCUACCACCCAACAGCCGGCCACAUCCAGUCUAAGCGGCAUUUACUCCACCGCUGCCGGCCAGACCAACGGCAACUACAUGCCGGGUUACAUGAACGGCUACACUUACUGUCCGGACGCAGCGCAAUCCAUGUGGACCACUGCCGAUCACAUGUCCAAUGUGUCCGGCAACAAUGUGGCAUGGUACAAUCCCUACGGAGCACUGGGCCGGGGAGCUGAUGCAUCGUACUACGGCCACGACACCGCGUACACGACCGGCGGCUUCGGUCCUUACAACGCCGUGCCAUAUACCACCAAUUACCCGACGUAUUCCGCACUGGAUUACACAGCAAACUGCACUGCGACCAACGUUGUGUCCACGACAACGGGAUCCGUAGACGACAGCCCGCUGUCCAGUGCAUCGUCUACGGAGGCGACGCCCGGUAUUAAAUCGUCCCCGCCACCGAUUGGCCAGCAGUACACCAAUGUGUUCUUCUAG
Molecule: messenger RNA, 1356 nt
Organism: Paramacrobiotus metropolitanus
Lineage: Eukaryota; Metazoa; Tardigrada; Eutardigrada; Parachela; Macrobiotidae
Product: T-box transcription factor T-A-like
Exons: 7
Coding region: 1-1356 (451 amino acids)
Biological process (GO): heart development; cell fate specification; positive regulation of DNA-templated transcription
Cellular component (GO): nucleus
Molecular function (GO): DNA-binding transcription factor activity, RNA polymerase II-specific; RNA polymerase II cis-regulatory region sequence-specific DNA binding
Source: RefSeq, a predicted model, not a curated record